Neocloeon triangulifer is the source of this 1013-nucleotide messenger RNA. RefSeq names its product UDP-sugar transporter UST74c-like. Gene Ontology annotation, molecular function: GDP-fucose transmembrane transporter activity; antiporter activity. The transcript is spliced from 2 exons. The record is from RefSeq and is a predicted model, not a curated record. NCBI's taxonomy places the organism in Eukaryota, Metazoa, Arthropoda, Insecta, Ephemeroptera, Baetidae. Gene Ontology annotation, cellular component: Golgi apparatus. Bases 25 to 1005 code for a protein of 326 amino acids.
CGUUUGCAGCCACUUGACCUGGACAUGGCCUCCGUCGAGCAGCCAGAGAAACAGCCUCUUUUAGAAGAGCAAACAGAGGUGGAGGUGAAGGAGGAGUUGGACGAGGCGCCUAAAUCAACCUGGUGGCAAAGGGUGGGCUCGGCGUUGUUCUACUGCGUCGGCUCGUUCGUCAUCACCCUGAGCAACAAGGCCGUGCUGACGAGCUUCGGCUUUCCGUCGGCCGACGUGCUCGGCCUGUGCCAACUGGUGGCCACGGUGGUCGUGCUGGCCGUCGGCCGCUUGUUCGGCGUCGUCCGCAUCCCCGAGAUGACCCUGGAGAUUUUUCUGCAGGUGUGGCCGUUGCCUGGCCUCUUCCUUGGCAACCUGCUUUUUGGCCUCGUAGGCAUGCAGUACCUCAGCCUGCCGAUUUUCAUCGCCCUCCGCAGGUUCACCAUUGUGAUGACCCUCCUUGCCGAGGUCCUCAUCCUCCGAUCGGUGCCCCGAGCGAGCGUGCUGCUGGCGGUGGGCGUGAUGACCCUGGGGGCGGUGGUGGCGGCGAUGAACGACCUGAGCGUGACGCUGCUGGGGGUGGUGUACGUUUUGCUGAACAACGCGUGCUCGGCGACGCAGGGCGUGUUCGUCAAGCGGUGCGUCGCGCAGCUCGGGCCCCUCGGCGUUCUCCACUACAACGCGCUGCUGGCGCUGCCGCUGACGGCGCUGUUGGUGGCGUCGAGCGGCGGCGUCGUCGCCGCCUGGAACUUCGACGCGUGGAACGACUGGCAGUUCGUGCUGCUGUUCGCCGUGUCGUGCGUCAUGGGCGUCGUCCUGCAGUACAGUGUCGUGCUGUGCGUUCACCACAACUCGCCGCUCACCGCCGCCACCAUGGGCAGCGUCAAGAACGUCAGCGUCACCUACAUCGGCAUGUUCGUCGGUGGCGACUACGUCUUCACGAUGCUCAACUUCAUUGGCCUCAACGUCAGCGUCGCCGGCACCAUCCUCUACAUGUGGGUCACCUUCAAGAAGUAGCCAAAAGA